Molecule: messenger RNA, 2040 nt
Organism: Sycon ciliatum
Lineage: Eukaryota; Metazoa; Porifera; Calcarea; Leucosolenida; Sycettidae
Product: lipoamide acyltransferase component of branched-chain alpha-keto acid dehydrogenase complex, mitochondrial-like
Exons: 16
Coding region: 141-1601 (486 amino acids)
Cellular component (GO): cytoplasm; mitochondrion
Molecular function (GO): lipoic acid binding; acetyltransferase activity
Source: RefSeq, a predicted model, not a curated record
GAGUGGCUCUAGCUCUGGCAGCUUUUUUUGUUUCGUGUUCUCGCUCAGUUUCUCUGGCGAGGCUGAGAGAACUCAGUGGAAUAGAAGUACCGUGAGUUAGAAGCAGGGAUUUAGCAGGAGAUCAGAUUAGUUGCAAUACGAUGUCGCUUUUAGGUCUUGGAGGCCGGAGAUCUGCCUUCGCUCGCGGCCUAAGAUGCGUCAGCUGUAUGUCCAGAACGAAUUGCACAAGAAAGGCUGCAAAUGCGCACAAGCAUUCAAUAGUGCGCUCUCCAUUAGCCAGUCAUCCCUCCAUUGGAGCGAGAUACUUCCAAACUGCAUCAUGCCGGCACGCCAAGGUUGUGAAGCCAUUCAUUCUGAAGGAUUUGACUGAAGGAAUGGAGGAGGCAACAGUCACUGAGUGGUUUGUGAAGCCCGGAGAUGUCGUCGGUAGAGCAGUCCCGAUUUGUGAAGUCCUAACAGAUAAGACGUCCGCUACCCUGAAGAGCCCAAUGGCUGGUGUAAUCAAGGCCACGUAUUAUGAGGUUGACCAGAUAGCAAAGGUUGGGGCCAGGCUGUAUGACAUCCAAGUGGAAUAUGACAGUGCCGUGCCCACAGAAGAAGAUCUACUGGUAGCAGCGCCAGCAGCAUCAAUGCCAGAACCUACACUGAAUACACCAAGCAGUGACUGUGAGGAUCUCGGCAGAGCUCGGGUACUUGCCACCCCGGCAGUGAGACGAAUAGCGCGAGAGAACAAUGUUGAUCUUGGCACUGUUCCUGCCUCGGGCAAGCAAGGGCGUGUUCUGAAAGAAGACAUUGUUCGUUUCCUCUCUGAACCAGCUCCAGAGACCACAGCGACCCCUACACCACCAACACCACCAGCAUCGAUGCCUGCCAGGCCGCUGAGAUCAUCGGCAAUCGUAGCGGAUAAAGUGGAGGCGAUCAAGGGAAUUCGAAAGGCAAUGGUGAAAACGAUGACCGCUGCCAAUGCCAUUCCGACGUUUGGCUUCAACGAUGAGAUCAGCAUGGACCAGCUUGUAAUUGUGCGUGAGCAAUUGAAAGACAUCGCCACUAGCCGCGGUACCAAGCUCUCCUACAUGCCGUUCUUCCUGAAGGCUGCGUCAAUGGCAAUGUUGGAGUAUCCGAUACUGAACAGCAGUCCUAACAGCGCUUGCACAGAACUCACCUACAAGGCGGAACACAACUUUGGUGUAGCAAUGGAUACUCCAACUGGCUUGCUCGUUCCCAACAUCAAGUCCGUUCAAGACAAGUCUAUCUUUGAAAUUGCGUCUGAACUGCAACGGCUCAUGACCGUUGGUGCGGCCGGGAAAUUGGAGCAGAAUGACAUGUCCGGUGGCACCUUCUCUUUGUCCAACAUUGGAGCGAUUGGUGGUACCUACGCCAGGCCUGUCUUGCUCCCACCGGAGGUUCUGAUUGGUGCUCUGGGACGCAUGCAGGCGGUGCCACGGUUUGACAAAGACGACAAUGUGGUCAAGGCGCGUAUUCUCAACGUUAGCUGGUCCGCCGAUCAUCGUGUGAUCGACGGUGCCACUGUGGCACGCUUUUCUAACCUCUGGAAACAGUACCUUGAGAACCCAGCCACGCUCCUAGCCGAUAUGCGGUGAACCAAGCCGACACAUUCGUUUUAACUUCAACUAACCCACUUUUUCUCAUGCAGAUUUAAAUGAUUCAAAGUCUGCCGAUAACACCUUCUUUCUUUUUUUUACCAAAAUAAAUUCUACUCUCGGAGUAUAAAACAAUUCACUUUUUGUAGGAAUCUACGCACGCAAGGUCGAGAAUGGUGUGUUUUAACUGCAGUGAACUGUUCUGACACUUUCAUGUUGUCUGGCGAUGGUGCGCUUGCACUUCAGUUGUUAAAAAAAAAAAUAAUAAUAAGUAUACGUGAUGAGCAUGCCGCCUUGCACAGCAGCGUGUGCAACCAUGGGGAGUCAUUGGUGAUGAUCACGCUCUCUUCUCCUCAUACGUUAUUAUUAUUAUUAUUAUUAUUAUCCUGUCACGCCCAUAACUAGCUUGGAUAGAAUUUAGCUCCUUUGUGUCCCAUGA